Molecule: messenger RNA, 3147 nt
Organism: Dermacentor albipictus
Lineage: Eukaryota; Metazoa; Arthropoda; Arachnida; Ixodida; Ixodidae
Product: cytochrome P450 4c3-like
Molecular function (GO): iron ion binding; heme binding; oxidoreductase activity, acting on paired donors, with incorporation or reduction of molecular oxygen
Source: RefSeq, a predicted model, not a curated record
CGCGAAAGUUGCCGUGCCGGCCCCGGCGAGCGACUGACUAGCAAUCAGGCGGGCUCGCCGGCGGCCGACCAUUGAGACGGCGCAGACGAUGUUUGCCCUUGCAGUGCAGGUGAUUCUCUGGUUUAUUUUUGUCGCGUUCGUUGCGCUGGCCUCUGUGGUCGUUGCUGUCCUCGGUGCAGUUCACGUCGCGAGGCGGGCUACGUGGAAGAAGCUCUGUAAUGUACCCGGUCCCAACGAGGAUAUACCGCUCCGAUGGGUCGUGCAGCAGCACGCACAUGCCACUUCCGUGAAGCACCGGACGCCGUACAACGUGUCCAUGCUCGAAAUACGGAUGGCGUACUUCUACUUGUUCCAAAAGCAUGGACUCUUUAGGUUUUACAUAGGACCUCAUCCUACAGUUGCAGUCUUCAAGGCUGACUACAUUGAGACAGUGCUCAAUGGUCAAAGCACAAUCGAAAAGUCUGUUGAUUACGAAGUCCUGCAUUCCUGGCUAGGCACUGGUCUUCUAACAAGCGCUGGUACAAAAUGGAAGACGAGGAGACGCUUGUUGACACCCUCGUUUCACUUCCGCAUUCUCGAAUCAUUCGUUCAGCCAAUGAACGCACGUGCUCGAAAUACUGUGGAGAAGCUGCGACAGCGCUGCGGAGAACCCUGGAUCAACAUUGUGCCACUGGUGGCUGAAUGUACACUGAACAUCCUGUUGGAGACCAUCAUGGGGGUGAUUCCUGAAGAAAACGAGAAGUUCUGUCAUUCUUACGUUCAAGCAGUUCAUUAUUUGUCCAGUCAGAUUACUUUUCGGGUGCAGUCACCGUGGUUACUCGUAGAUGCCAUUUAUUUCCGAACUUCCUACGGAAAAGUCUACCAGAAAAACACAGAAAUAGUUCACAACUUCACAGGAAGGGUUAUCAGAGAACGCCGAAAAGAGCUCAUGAAACAUUUCGAUGAAAACAAUGUGGUGAAAGAGGAGGACGAAGGGGUCUACAAUAGAAAGCGACUGCACACGUUCUUAGAUAUUCUUCUGCGCUACAGUAUUGAAAACGACGGCUCAAUCAGCGACGAUGAUAUCAGAGAAGAAGUGGACACGUUCAUGUUUGAGGGUCACGAUACAACGGCUGUGGCAAUAUGCUGGUCACUGUAUAUGAUUGGACUGCAUCAAGACCACCAGAGGAAUAUGCACAAGGAACUGGACUCUGUUUUGGGCAACGACACCGAAAAAGACGUCACCACUGAGCACAUGAAGGAGCUCAAGUAUUUAGAGUGCGUUAUAAAGGAAUGUCAGCGACUAUUCCCAUCGGUACCAAUUAUUGGCCGUGAAAGCGUGGAAGACUUCAAGCUAGGAGACCACAUAAUUCCGAAAGGCACAACGAUCGAUGUUUUUAUUUACGCGCUUCAUCGAGAUCCAGAAGUUUUCCCCGACCCAGAGAGGUUUGACCCCAGUCGCUUCCUGCCGGAGAAUAUCAGCAACCGUCAUUCACACGCUUUCAUCCCGUUCUCGGCUGGCUCAAGAAACUGCAUCGGUCAACGGUUCGCAGCAAUGGAGCUGAAGAUUAUUCUCGCCACCAUCCUAUGGAACUUCAACGUGGUGGCAUUGGAUCACCGUGACAAGUUACUGCUUUCCAGUGACCUCGUGUUGAGAGCAGCUGGUGGAAUCAGGCUCUCUUUUACGCCAAGGUCUUUUUGAUGAUUCCGAAAUUUGCCUCUUGUCAGCAUGUCCCCGAAUUUGUCCAACGCGUCCCCAUUGCUGGCGCUUGCCAAUGCAGAAUUGUAGAUAUGUAAAUCGUUUUGAAUAAUUUUGUAUGUGAAUCCCUUGAUGGGCAUGACAGACUAACUAUGCCAAUACAGCCAUACAAGAGAGCAUGAUUUCCAAAAGUGACAAAUAAUAUUAACUCAUUAGGCGUUAUGCUUUGUUAGCAUACAGAGAAGGUAAUCAUGUCAAUUUCAACCAUUGUAUUUCGCAGAACAUUAGCUCAGAAGGUACUCCAGCUUUUAAAAUUCUAGUUUUCUUUCUGGUUAAAGUAAAACUGAACGCAAGUUCUCAAAUAGGCGCAGAUCAUAAAAUACUGCUAGGUAAAUGCACGUGUAAGGCAAGUUCCAGAAACUUCAUUUAUUAAAGAACGUUGCCUUUUCAAUCAUUUAACUGUUGCGGUCAUUUAUUUCGACAGUCCGUAAUUUCUUAUUAACGUUCAUGUUGGGUGAAAUCGUGUCGCGAAGCAUUUCAAUUAAAUAUUAGUGCGUAGCGCCGAGCGUAGGUCAAGACGAAGUCCGCGUAGCGUCAUGUAGAUUUCUGCUGUUGUUGAAAUGUGGUUCCCAACACGGCGCUGAACAUGAUACGUUCUUUCGUUUAAAAGUUCUGUGUGCUUUGGAGAUACCUGAGGCGGCAUUUCAUGGACAGCUUUUAUGUCGUGAUUUAAUGAUUUAUUACGCCGAACACAGAUGAGCUCACUGGCAUUGUUUUGAGAGUCAGCGGCGUUCUAUAUAAGCCAGUUGACUGUGUCAUACUCCGUUAGACAGCACGGAAGGGCGUGAAUUCCAGCAGAGUAAGCUAAGAACGCUUGGCUUUAAGAUGCACCGCAAAACACUGGUUCACAUUAUAUCAUUAGCUAAUGGGUGGCUUGGAUGCAUAACUCCCCUCUGGAUAGGCAGUUGUGCAUUGAAGAGUGCCGAGUUAAUGGAUGUGGCAUGAGUAUACGAGUACAGUUUGACAACCACAACCACUAACACCACCAAGGGCAGAAAGGACAAGUCACGGUGAAGGCCGGUCGACGCUGCGGAGCCCAGGAAGGAUGCAAUGUUGCAGCUGAUCCCUCUCAGCGCAGCCUAGCUACCCACAGUGGAAAGGACCCCGCGUGAUGUGAGAUGCAUGCACGCCUGGAGCGGCGAAGAAUUCGCCUGGAAUUUCAGUGGCUAUUAAUGCCAACUUCCGACGUUCCUGCUAUGUUAUCGAAAUGAGCGAACGCUCGCGCGUUUGUGUGUGUGCGUUUGCAAUUCUGCACAUCGUCAUUAGCACCACAACCAACAAUUACCUGAUUCAUUACAAGUCUAAUCCCCGGAGAAGAAUUGGUUGUUAUUCGUGGCUUAUAUAACCCUGUAUAUAGAUUACAUGCAUUAAAUAUAUAUCCAAAGUGAGUUGCAAGUUUUUUCUCUUGA